Molecule: messenger RNA, 1359 nt
Organism: Parathielavia appendiculata
Lineage: Eukaryota; Fungi; Ascomycota; Sordariomycetes; Sordariales; Chaetomiaceae
Product: Co-chaperone Hsc20
Exons: 1
Coding region: 170-1042 (290 amino acids)
Biological process (GO): [2Fe-2S] cluster assembly; protein complex oligomerization
Cellular component (GO): mitochondrion
Molecular function (GO): ATPase activator activity; protein-folding chaperone binding
Source: RefSeq, a predicted model, not a curated record
CCGCAGCACCUACAAACGAUCCCAAGUUUGUCCAAGGACACCUGGCACUACAACUAGAGGUCACCCCACCCCAAACUCACGUCUAUCAACCUCAGAUUCUCUAUUCCAAUCAGAGUUACUCAAGGAGACACUGCUGGAAAUUCAAGCGGGAAGAGAAGGUUGAGGCAAUAUGAGAACAUCACUGGUUUCCAGCACCAGGCGCGCAGCCGCCCACCUCUGCGUGGCAUGUCGGAGAGACGCGGUAGUGGGACUUCCCAGCCAGAACGCGGCAUCACGAGUGGCGGCAACAGCACCAGCCCGCCGGUCCCUACGGACCGCCGUGACACAGCACAUUCAGGGGCCGGCCACGCACCGCUGGUCCUCUGUCUCACAAUUCCGCCACGGCUCAACCAGCUCCUCGACCGCGACCGCACCGCAACCACAUUCCUCCCCUUCAUCUCCUCAAUUACCAGCCUACUACGCCCUUUUCCCCGAGACCCUCCCGGACGGCCCACCCCCGGCCGGAAAAUUCCACAUCGACGUCCGCGCUCUCCGGCGCGAGUUCCUCCGCCUGCAGGCCGCCUCACACCCAGAUUUCUACCACUCCGCCUCGCACUCCAACUCUGCUGCCUCGCAGCAAGACAAAAGCACCAAAUCCUCCGCCCGCCUACGCGCCGAAGCAACCUCGGCUCUGAUCAACACCGCCUACAAGACCCUCUCCAACCCGCUCCUCCGCGCGCAGUACCUCCUGCGCGAGCAAUACGGCAUCGAUCUGGAGGGGGACGAGGCUGGGAAGCACUCGGAGCCGGACCCGGAACUGCUCAUGACGGUGCUUGAGGCGCGCGAGGCGAUGGAGAUGGCAGAGAAAGAGGAGGACUUGGCUGGUUUGGUGGAGGAGAACGGGGCGAGGAUCGAGCGGAGCGAGACGGUCAUCGGGGAGGCGCUCGAGAAGGGGGAUUUGGAGGCGGCGAAGGGGGAGGCGGUCCGAUUAAGGUAUUGGGUUAAUAUUCGCGAGGGGUUGACGCAUUGGGAGAAGGGGAAGGAGGUUGUUUUGCAGCAUUGAUUAUGCACUGAGUGAGGUUAAUCUCGAUGGGCCUGGGGUUAGUCAUGGGACGAGCGGUGGGAUGUUAUGUCAAAGGCACAGAGACGGUGUGCGGUGGGUGGUGGGUUAUGUGAUGGAAGGAAGAGGAGGAGGAGUUCGGAUAUCUGGGAAGGAUUUAGAUGUCAGCACGAUCCAGCGUGAUAUUUCAUAUGGUAGGAAAAUCAUGUAAGGGGAUGAUUGAGAUAAUACCCAGCUCUGGCGCACUGUUCGUUGGCAUUGCAUCGGUUUCACAGUCGGUGUCAGCUCGAGCUCGAAGCCUCAAUUGAGAUAAACGGUUC